Molecule: messenger RNA, 630 nt
Organism: Bufo bufo (common toad)
Lineage: Eukaryota; Metazoa; Chordata; Amphibia; Anura; Bufonidae
Product: heme-binding protein 2-like
Exons: 4
Coding region: 1-630 (209 amino acids)
Cellular component (GO): cytoplasm
Source: RefSeq, a predicted model, not a curated record
AUGAACUGUUUCAUCCAUGAAAACAUAUCCACCAUCGUUGGUUCUGGGUCCGCUCUGGGACGGCAGCCUGGACAUCGAUGGAAUUCGUAUGAAUCCGGCAAUGGGGUGCUGCAGGUGGAGCAGGACUUUGAACUUCGUCAGUAUGAAGAAACUCUUUGGGUAACAACUUCACUAAAACAGGACAUUUUUGGCAUCGGGAUGGUGUUUAGUUUCAACCGCCUGUUUAUGUAUAUCAAUGGGAACAAUGCUGAAGGGCUGAAGAUGAGUAUGACUGUACCUGUGAUAGUACACGUGCCAUUAAAACCACCCACUGAGAACACUACAAUGUCCUUCUUUGUGAAGUAUCCUGCAAAACCUACAGACCCUGAGGUUUACCUGGAGCCACGUCCUGCAGCUUCUGUAUAUGUCAAGACUUUUGGAGGAUAUGCCCUAAACACUAUGUAUGCUGAGCAAGCUAAAGCCCUAGCAGAGAAGCUGGAGCUCCUUGCUCUGCCGUUUGAUGAUACAUACUUCAUACAUGGUGGCUACGAUGCUCCUUCUCAAAUUUUCAACCGUCAUAAUGAAGUGUGGUACAUGGCAAAGUCCUCUCACCCGAGGGGAUUUCAUCGUUCCUCUGCUCCUCAGCCCUGA